This is a messenger RNA of Nycticebus coucang (slow loris), 5247 nucleotides long. RefSeq names its product zinc finger protein 726-like. Gene Ontology annotation, biological process: regulation of transcription by RNA polymerase II. Gene Ontology annotation, molecular function: DNA-binding transcription factor activity, RNA polymerase II-specific; RNA polymerase II cis-regulatory region sequence-specific DNA binding. The record is from RefSeq and is a predicted model, not a curated record. Bases 191 to 2341 code for a protein of 716 amino acids. The transcript has 4 exons. NCBI's taxonomy places the organism in Eukaryota, Metazoa, Chordata, Mammalia, Primates, Lorisidae.
AGAAGACAACGUCUCGGGGAAUCCAGAGCGGUAUUGGUCUCUUUCCCUGGGCUCCGAUCUGGGGUGCCCUCUUCAUCUUUUGCCUGUUCUGGGGAAUCCAGGUGUCUCUAGAGCCGCCUCUGUUAUCCUGUGACCUGCAGGUGCCGGGAGAUUUGUAGGGACGACACCGGGACAUCCCGGAAGCUGGGAAAUGAUUUCUAGCUUUUUUUUUCAGGAACUGUUGACAUUCAGAGAUGUGUCUAUAGAAUUCUCUAUGGAUGAGUGGGACUGCCUGGACCCUGCUCAGCACAAUUUGCAUCGGGAUGUCAUAUUAGAGACCUACAGACACCUGGUCUUCCUUGGGCUUGCUGUCUCUAAGCCGGACCUCAUCACCUGUCUGGAGCAAAGGAAAGAACCAUGGAAGGUGAAGACUCGCCAGACAGUGGUCAAGCACCCUGUUAUAUCUAAUCAUUCUACCCAGAGCAAUUCACAAGUGCUGGGCGUGAAUAUUUUAUUACCAGAGAUAAUCCUGAGAAGAUAUGAAAAUGAUAGCCCUGAGAAUUUCAACUCAAUAAAAGACUGGGAUAGAGUGUGUGAGUAUAAGCAGCAGAAAGUAUGUUACAAUGGACUAAACGAAAGUUUAACAGCUAUGCAUGGUAAAACCUACGAAUGCAGUAAACGUUUCCAAGUUGUCAGAGAAUUAUCAAAUGUAAAUAGACAUAAGAUGACACAUACUGGGGAAAUAGCAUUGGAAUGUAAUAAAUAUGGGAAAGCCUUACAACUAUGCUCAAACAUUGGUAAACAUAAGAUAACCCAUUUUGUGGAAAAGCAGUACAAAUGUAAAGAAUGUUGCAAAGUCUUUAAGCCUUGCUCAAGCUUGUCUAAGCACAAGGGACUUCAUACUGGAGAGAAAAUCUCCCAUUGUGAGAAUGAUGACAAGUGUCUUAGCCACAGCUCAAGAUGUUCGAACCACAAGACAAUUUAUAAUGUACAGAAACCUUACAAAUGUAAAGAAUGUGAUAAAUCCCUUAACUGUUACUCAUCCCUUUCUGUACAUAAAAGAAUUCUUUCUUGGGAAAAACCCUACGAAUGUGAAGAAUGUGGAAAAGCCUUUAACCAGUACGCAUCUCUUUCUGUACAUAAAAGAAUUCAUUCAGGAGAGAAACCCUACAAAUGUGAAGAAUGUGGAAAAGCCUUUAUUGAUUCCUCACACCUUUCUAGACAUAAGAGAAUUCAUUCUGGAGAGAAACCGUACAAAUGUGAAGAAUGUGGCAAAGCCUUUUACCAGUACUCAUACCUUUCUAGACAUAAAAGAAUUCAUUCUGGAGAGAAACCCUACAAAUGUGAAGAAUGUGGAAAAGCCUUUAACGAUUCCUCAACUUUUUCUGUGCAUAAAAGAAUUCACUCUGGAGAGAAACCCUACAAAUGUGAAGAAUGUGGCAAAGCCUUUAAUCGGUACUCAAACUUUUCUGUACAUAAAAGAAUUCACUCUGGGGAGAAACCCUACAAAUGCGAAGAAUGUGGAAAAGCUUUUAACCAGUACUCACACUUUUCUGUACAUAAAAGAAUUCAUUCUGGAGAGAAACCCUACAAAUGUGAAGAAUGUGGAAAAGCCUUUAACGAUUCCUCAACUCUUUCUGUACAUAAAAGAAUUCAUUCUGGAGAGAAACCCUACAAAUGUGAAGAAUGUGGCAAAGCCUUUAACCGGUACUCAAACUUUUCUGUACAUAAAAGAAUUCACUCUGGGGAGAAGCCCUACAAAUGUGAAGAAUGUGGAAAAGCUUUUAAUCAGUACUCAAACCUUUCUGUACAUAAAAGAAUUCAUUCUGGAGAGAAACCCUACAAAUGUGAAGAAUGUGGAAAAGCCUUUAACUAUUCCUCACACCUUUCUGUACAUCAAAGAACUCAUUCUGGAGAGAAACCCUACAAAUGUAAAGAAUGUGGAAAAGCUUUUAAAAAUUCCUCAACCCUUUCUGUACAUCAAAGAGUUCAUUCUGGAGAGAAACCUUACAAAUGUGAAGAAUGUGGAAAAGCCUUUAAGCAGUACUCACACAUUUCUAGACAUAAGAGAAUUCAUUCUGGAGAGAAACCCUACAAAUGUGAAGAAUGUGGUAAAGCCUUUAACCGGUAUGCACACCUUUCUGUACAUAAAAGAAUUCAUUCUAAAGAGAAACCCUACAAAUGUGAAGAAUGUGGAAAAGCCUUUAAUGAUUCCUCAACCCUUUCUGUACAUAAAAGAAUUCAUUUUGGGGAGAAAUCUUAUGAAAGGGAACAAUGUGGCCAAUGCUUUAACCAGUACUCACGCCUUUCUGUACAUAAAAAAAAAAUUAAUUCUGGAGAGAAACAUUACAAAUAUGAAUAGUGUAGCAAACCCUUAACUCAGAGUCUAACUCAGAAACAUUACAAAUAUGAAUAGUGUAGCAAACCCUUUAACUCAGAGUCUAACCAGCCUGUAUAUUAAAAGAGAAUGAGAUAACAUGGAAACCCUAGAAAUAUGAUGAAUGUGGCAGUACCUUACUUGGUGUUCAUAACUUAAUGAAGCUUGUAGAAAUUUACUCUGGAGAGAAAUUCUACAACUGUGAACGGUGUGGCGAUGCACUUAAGCAGAGCUCAAACUUUACUACACAUAAGAAAAUUCAUAUAGGAGAGAAAUCUUAUAAAUGAGAAUAACAUGACAAAUGUUUUAACUGAUUCUUGGCCCUUAGUAAACAUAAGAGAAAUCAUGUCAGAGAAAAAUCACAAUAUGAAGGUGCAUGGAAGCUUUAUGGCAGAAAUCACAGUUUUGUGUACACAGUAGAAUUUGUGUUGAACAGAAAAGCUGUAAAUGUGAGGAAGAUGAGAAGUGUUUAACCUCUACUCAAACAUUUCUCUAUGAAAUUUAUGACAGAGAAAACCACUACAACUGUGAAGACAGUGUCGAAUCCUAUAACCAGGAUUCACACAUUUCAGUACAGAACAGAAUUCAUAGAGAUACUCCACAUAUGUGAAGAAUAUGACAAGGUCUUUAAAUAUUUCUCAUACUUUUGUAAUCAUAAUUCAUAUGGAAGAAAUUCUCUACAAAUGUCAAUGAUGUCUUAAAGUUGUGUUUAUCCUGUUUGGUAGGGCUAGAGAGAGACAGGGGCAGAUGAUUCUAGGGCAUCCUUGUCCAUACUGAGAAGGAACAAAAUUACCAGACUGGGCUGCCAAGAAAGGAAAGCAUUUCAACAAGGCUUUCAAUAACUGAACUGAUGUUUGCUUGACAAAAAUGACUCACAGGUAGAGAGGCCCCAGGGUGGAGAUAUGGCCAAGGCCACUAAAAGGGGUCUUUGUAGCAUGCAUACAAGUAAGGUGACAGUAGCCUCAAGGGACCCAUUUUCAUAAACACAAUAAAAUCUUCACCACUUUUUUUUGAGAAAGAGUCUCACUUAUUAACCCUCAGUAGGGUGCCGUGGCGUCACAGCUCACAGCAACCUCCAAAUCCUUGGGCCCAGGUGAUUCUGUUGUCCCAGCCUCCUUAGCAGCUGGGAGUACAAUCACUUUUAUCACAAUUAACAAAUACUAUGACAACUUGUAGAAAUUGAUUUAGAGGGAUAGAAAUGGGAGGACUCUUCAUUCGGGAAUUUUUCCCCCUUUCCAGGAAAAAUAGUAAAUAUAUUACCCCCACUACCACUUAACAUAGAUUUGGAAAAUUAUCAUGAAGGGAAAAAAUCUCACUAACCCAGCAUUUCUCCACUUGAUAAGGUAGAUGUCUCCCUUCUCUGGAGUGUACUGUGCUUUAAUAAACUUUGACCUUUUGCUCACUUGUACCUACUUGUUCUGCUCAUUUGUUCCAUUGUCUUGGUACCAGUAACUAUGCUGUGUCACCUGGAACCAAAAACCAGGGAUCGCACACUUGACAUCUGUUCCCCAUAUGUGACAUUUUAGUGCCAAAAUCUGGGAGGAAAGUGUACAUUUUCAGCAAGAUAAGGUAAUGGAACAUUAGACCUUCUGAAUUCACGCUGCCUGAUACACAGUACUUAUUACACUUACAGCUCUCACUCUCUUUGCUUUCCAGGUAAUAUAGCUCCUUACCUACCCCUGCUCCAUUUCUUUCUUUUUUCAUCUCCACAAUGCACAUCCUGCCCCAGUUGGGCCUGAUAUUCAAAAGCAUACAAAGGGGCCUCUGGCUCCACAAGCAGAACAUUAAACCAGAUUUUUAAGGUCUUGAUAAGGAGAAUUGGGAUAAAAGACAGCAAGAGAAAGCUAGGCCAGCAUCAGUCCCCAAGAGCUGAAGGAAGCUUUGGAAAUGGUUGGUACCACUAGGGAAGAAGGUUGUCAGGAACAGAGUUACUCUAGGGUCAGGCAAGAAGCCACCAGGCCAGAGCCCUUCCCCCACCAUGACUAUAGGUUCCUGGAGUCAGGAAUGGCUCAGGAAGCAGCCUGUGCUGGGACCUUCCCCUCAGUACUAGAGAGAUGCCCUGGAAGUGACAUUUCUCUCUUCUGGAGAUGGGGGAUCAAACUUCCCUUCCAGACCCUGUGAAAUCCUGAGCCAGCUCUGACUCUCUAGAACUCUUUCUUGAGCUUCAGAACAAGGUCCACUUUCAGAUGCUGGGAAGGCUGGUUGUUGGGUAGCUCUCUGUGUAAUAGUAAGCAAACUGAUUAUAACAUUAGAGCCACCCCUCUGGUCUCCCCGAAUAUUCAGGGCCUCUCUUUCCCUCUCUUACAUCUUUCUUAAAAAUGGAAGCUAAAAUAUAAACCAACAGUGUACUCUAAAGUCCCUCUGCUCCCUGGCUGAUGAUGCCUUGUUUAUUUUUUUUUAGUGCUUUCCAGCUGGCCUAUUCCAUUGUUUGAUGAAGUGUGAACUUUGAGCUAGAGACCGAAAUCUUGUAAAAGCACCUUCCCAGGCCUUUAAAUAGAAAAGACUUAACUUCCAUUCAAAAUAGGAAAAAAACUUAAAGCAAGAAGGAACAAGCAUGUAGUAGACAGAUGUGAAGAAACUUAUGAAUAGGAGGAAACAUGGGUAUCAAGAACAUUAAAAGGAAAGAGAAUGAUUUUGUGUAUGACAAAACCUAAUAACAAUAUUUCUCCUAAAAUAAGUGAUCAUUUGAGAAGAAAAUAUGCUUUUUUUGAGACCGUCUCAAGCUGUCGCCCUGUUUAGAGUGCUGUAAUGUCACAGCUCACAGCAAACUCAAACUCUUGGCCUUAAGCGAUCCUCUUGCCUCAGCCUCCCAAGUAGCUGGGACUAAGGCGCCCACCACAACACCCAGAUAUUGUUUUGCUUAUAGUUGUCAUUGUUUGGCGGGCCUGGGU